UUAUUAUAAUUUAAAAAAAUAUAAAAACGGUACAAUUUAAAAGAGAAAGUAAAGAAGCCAAUUGUUUUUUUAGCUGAAAAUGUGAGAUUUUCUUUUCUUUUUUUUCACUUUCAAUUUUAAAUGGCCGACGUUGCAUUCCCCCGCGAAUUUAUGGACUCCGGUCCAUAUAAAAUCCAAGACUAAGUCCAUGUUAUAACAAUUGCUCUACUCUAUAUCCUCGUACAGUUAAACGUCAGGGGCACUGAAGCUUCAAGGAACUGCUGCUUCUAUGUUCCUAAAGCAGCAAAUUCAAAGGAACACAUUUGCAAUAUUUAAUAUCAAAACAUUCUCUACCUUAUGCCAAAACCCGCAUUCUUGCAUUAACUCGUAUAACAUCUCAAAACUCUUGAGCAUUCUGUUCAAAUCCGGUAGAGUCACUGAUGCAGAGAACCUGUUCGAAAAGUUGCCGCAAAAAAACAUUGUUUCAUGGUCUAUUGCAAUCCACGGCUAUGCCAUUAAUGGGUUUCACAAAAAAUCUAUUAAACUGUUUUCGCAAAUGCGAAAUUCGGGUUUAGCUCCCAAUUCUUUCAGUGUUGUUGGAGCUCUUCUUAGCGCUAUAGGCCUAUGUGACUUGAUGCUUGCAAGCUCUAUUCAUGGACUUAUACUUAAAAGGGGUUUAGUUUCUGAUUUCAUUGUGGGUACUGCAAUGUUAGAUGCUUACGCAAAAUGUGGAAAUGCAUUGGAGUCUUAUAAAGUGUUCAAAGAACUGAACAACGCAGGUCUGAUUACAUGUAAUGCAACUCUUGCUGGGUUGAUAGCUAAUGGCCUUUGCAUAGAGGGUUUUAUGCUUUUUAAGGAAUUUAGAAAAUUUGGUUUAGUGCCUAAUGUAGCUACGGUCUUAACUCUGAUUAAGGGUUGUGUUGCUUUAGAGAUAAAGAUGCUAUGUGAAUCUGUUUAUGGUUUAAUUUUUAAGUUUGGUCUCUCUUCUGAUGUAAAUGUAAAUAAUUCAGUUGUUAACAUGUACUCACGGUUUCAAGAUUUGAAUGCUGCUGCUAAGGUUUUUGAUGAGAUGAAAUUUAAAGAUGUUAUUAGUUGGACAACAAUGAUGGCUGUCUUGGUUGACCUUGAAUGUGCUUCUGAUGCUUUAGUGCUGCUUUCAAAGAUGAAAGAUAGUAUGCUCGAUCUUGAUUCAGUAGUUUUAAUGCAUCUAAUUUCAGCUUGUGCAAUUCUAGGAGAUUUGGGGAAGGGAAGACAAUGCCAUGCUCAAGCUGUUAUUCGUGGAUUUAAAUCAGAGCUUCCUCUUGUGAAUUCCAUAAUUGCGAUGUAUUCAAAGUGUGGUGAUUUGCGCUUUUCAAGAAUUGUGUUUGAUCAAACAACUGAGAAGAGUUUAGUUUCAUGGACAGCAAUGGUUUCAGGAUGUGUACAGAAUGGAUGCUCAAGGGAGGCAUUAGACCUUGCAAUUAAGGCAAGGCUAGAAGAAAACUAUUCCUUCGAUUCAGUUAUGUUGGUUAAUGCUUUAACAGCUUCAAGUGAGCUAGUAGAUAAAGAGUUUUGCCAGCAGCUCCAUUGCUAUAUUCUUGAAACUGGGUUCUCUCAGUAUAGAUUAGUUCAGAAUAGUCUCAUAUCAGCAUACUCAAAAUGUGGGAAUAUUGAUCUGGCUCACAUUGUGUUUAAGGAGAUGGAUUCUCUUCAGAAUGUAGUCUCUUGGAAUGCAAUUAUAAAUGGCUAUGGGAUCAAUGGCCAUGGGGAAGUUGCUUUGGCUCUCUACCAUGAGAUGAGGAAGGGUGGGGAAGAUCCUGAUAGUGCAACAUACUCGUGCAUUUUAAGCGCUUGUAGUCAUGCAGGAUUAAUAAGGGAUGGUUUGAUGAUCUUUAAUAGGAUGGUGAAGGAUAAUAAAAUAAGACCAAGCCAACAACAUUAUGGCUGUGUUAUUGACUUGCUGAUGCGAGCAGGCUGUUUAUCUGACACAAAUGAUUGGAAAUUUUUGGAAGAUACAUGUCCAAAUGUUUGGAAGGCUUUGCUUAGUGGAUGCGCUCUCCACGGCAAUGUGGAGUUGGCCGAACUUGCUGCAAAAUACUUACUUGAGAAAAACCCAGGAGAAUCAGUAGUGCUUGUGCUCCUCUCAAAUGUUUAUGUAUCAGUUGGGAGGUUUCAAGAUGCAGAAUCUUUGAGAUUGACCAAGGGAUUCGUUAAGAAUCCAGGGAUCAGCUAUCUUUGUGGGACUUCAUAUGAUUGCGGUUGAGGAAUUCAUCCUUUUAAGAUGAAUAAAAGAAAAGGUUAUUAGUUUUGUUCUCCUGGGCAUCUAUUAAAGCAAAAGGACCUACCAUUCUGAAGUUUAGCUGUUUUCUUGAUGGAGUUUCAUGAAUUAUAAUCAUUUUGAUAUUCAAUUAAAAACACUAAGAGAAAGCUGUAUGGAUAUGACACAGAUGGAGGGUUUCUGGCUUCACAAUGCUUGCAGGAAGGGUGUCUCAUCACAUCAGAUUGGGUGGAUUCCAGGUUCUUGGUGCUGCCAGAACAUGCCCAGGUCGAUGAUUUGCAGCAUUUGAAAUCAAGCACCUUUCGGAACCCCCAUCACAAAAGGUACCACGCUGCCAGCUUUUGCGUAAUCCAAAGUUUGACAAGCCUUUGCACAAUUGCAUCCAUCGCUUCCAGAAAACCUUGCCGUUUGGCAUCAGAUGCUAUCUUGUUCUCUUCUCCUUCAUUCUCUUGCUAUGUGUAUACAUGUAGUGUGCUUCUCAGCAUUGUAAGAUUUUUGACAUACUAUUUGAAUUAUUAAGGAAAAUGAAAGUUUGAAAGACUAAUAAUAACAAAUUGAAACGUUCUGAGA
Molecule: messenger RNA, 2806 nt
Organism: Ricinus communis (castor bean)
Lineage: Eukaryota; Viridiplantae; Streptophyta; Magnoliopsida; Malpighiales; Euphorbiaceae
Product: pentatricopeptide repeat-containing protein At4g13650
Exons: 1
Coding region: 269-2221 (650 amino acids)
Biological process (GO): RNA modification
Molecular function (GO): protein binding; RNA binding
Source: RefSeq, a predicted model, not a curated record